AAAGGAUGUUUUCUAGAGGGUCAUGGUCUUUGGCUGGGUAGCUCCUUGCUCUUGAAGAAUGGUGUCCUGGCUUUAGACCUUGGAGGAAUAUUAUUCGCCAUUCCUUGGUGUGGCUUCGCCUUGGAGAUUUACUGAUUGAGUUGUGGGAUCGUGACAAUUUUUUUUGCAUAGCUUCAAUAGCCUGGGCAGCCCUUGUUCCUGGAUGAAUGGAUGGAGAACAUAAGCAAGACUGGUUUUGUCGGGCAUGUGUGCAGAAUGAUAUUAUCCAAAGGAUUUGCCCUGGGAGGAUUUUUUCUAUGAAGAAUUGCCGAAGCUAUUUUUGUGGUCAACUGGGGCAUCUUCAAGAGGAUUGCCAACAAUCUAAGGAUAAGGUGACUCAAGAUCUAAAACCCAUUUAUGGCCCUUGGAGCUGCUAGGGUGCCAAUAGCAGCUAAGACUAAAGUGGAAAGUGGGACGAUUGCAGGAGCAUCACAAUAGGUUAUUAGGAAACAUACGGCCUUGGAAUGGACCCCUGCUAGGUCUCUAGGAAGAUGUAUGGAGCCUCGUCACAGGGGACCAUCACUCAGAGUAAAAAGGAUAUUCAAGGCUUCUCUUGUCUGGUAAAUGAGGAUAGCAUGGAGGCAAAUGUUUUCCCCUCGCUGAUGAACAUGGUCUCUAACUCCUGUAGUCUCAGCAAGCUUGAGCCAGCUGCCAAAGAGAGGAAGGGAAUUUUCCCCUCCAACUCCACCUUUACUUAAAGCCCAUGUUUGGGAAAUAUUUGACAAUAUUUUUGCCUCGAACAAGUGGAUGGAUCUCUUUCCUGAAUCGAAGGAAAAAAAAGGCAAUAAAAUUGCCAUCACCAAAACAUCUUAUGGAUGGUUAGUGGAAGACGAUGAUGGGAUUAAACACAUCUUUGUGAACAAGUUCAAGGAUAAAGGAAAAGCAAACCAGGAUACAGAUGAGAUUUGGUUGCUGCUAGUGUCCUCGAAGAUUACUAAAGAUCAGAUUGAGAAGUUAAUCUACUGUUACGGAAGACACGAUAUUAAGGAUGCAGUUAAAAGUAUGCACUCUGAUAAAGCUCCUAGCCCUAAUGGUUUUCAACCACUCUGCUUCAUGGAGUUUUGGCCUAAGAUCAAAAAUGAGAUGAUUUCUUAUUAGUGACUCGGGCUAGUAAGGGGGAUUCCUUGUGCCUUAAGCAAUCUUUGAUGCCUAUUGCAAAUACUCUGGUCAAAAGGUCAACUUAUCUAAAUCUCAUAAUCUCCUGCAAUCCAUCUACCCCCAACUACAUUAAAGAAGAAAUCAGGAGGUUCUUUUAUAUACCUACCAAGGCUGGUGUAUGGACAUAUUUGGGUGUGCCUCUCUCAAAUUGCAAGGCUUGUGCCGCUGACUCUUAUCCUCUCAUUGACAAAAUUAAUGCCAACUACAUUGAGAUCCUUUGCUUACAGGUUGACUUUUUUUUUGCAUUCAGUGCUCUCCUCUAUUUCUAUUUAUUACAUGUCAAAUUGUGUUGUUCCUCAAGCUGUGCUGGGACGGAAGGAAAGGAAUUCAAAGCAUUCUUAAUGGGGCACUUAGAUGAUGAAAAAGGAAUGAAUCUCGUCCUUUGGAACAUUGUACGUCUUCCCGAGUCAAAGGAGGAUUGGGGCUUCAAUUGCUAAGCAUUAAACAGAAGGCUUUUAAGUGUGGGACAGCAUGCCAUUUGGUGCUACAACCUGACUCCUUAUGUGCUAAGGUAGUAAGUGCCAAAUAUCACUUUCCUGGAUCUUGGAUUGCCUCAUGGGGUUGUUCUAUUAUUUGGAGAAGCAUCCGUUCAAUUGGAAGGUGGGCUACGGUAACCAAGUAAAUGUUUAUUGGACGCCUGGUUACCAAUUGUUUCACUAAAUGCCUGGCGUACUUUUACUAAUAUGAAUGUGGAUAUGGAGAACUGGAAGGUAGUUGAUCUUAUUGCUGCUGCAGAUAUUGGAAUAUUUUGAAAUUAGCCACUAUCUUCUUGGCUAAUAUCAUGGGCAAUAUUUGUAAAAUACACUCACUAAAGGGUAUAUAGUUGUGAGGAUCCGUUCAAGCAUGUAUUUAGUCCCACAUCGAUUAUUCACCGGAGAAAUCUUAGGUACUUGUACAGGACUAAAAAAUCCAAAAAAUAUCUUUUGGCUAGUCUUUUUGGAUGAGGUCCUGAAUUGUUACAAAUAGUAUCAGAGCAGAUCCAGCCCUUGACCUAUAUACACUAGGGAACACUGCAACACAGAUAUAUUUAAAUUGGCCAUGAGCUAAUCAUAAUGUUUGUGAUUGGAUUUGAAUAAAUUUGGAUCUUUUGCCUAGCGAGGAUGCCAAGGCUUAAACGGGAAGAGUAUAUGAGGAUCUAUGCGAGUAUGUAUUUAGUUUGAUAUCAGUUAUUCACUAGGUAGAUCUUAGGUACUUAUACAGGACCAAAAAACUCAAAUAAUAUCUUUCAGCUAGCCUUUUUGGGUGAGG
Phoenix dactylifera (date palm) is the source of this 2445-nucleotide messenger RNA. RefSeq lists its product as uncharacterized. NCBI's taxonomy places the organism in Eukaryota, Viridiplantae, Streptophyta, Magnoliopsida, Arecales, Arecaceae. The record is from RefSeq and is a predicted model, not a curated record.